GCCGUGUCUCGGGUGUGUGUGAGUGUGACACAGCCAUCCGUGCUCCAGAACAGCUGCUGAGGCCGGCCGCGGCAGCAGGAGAGCAGCGGCAGCAGCAGGAAGGCAGCCAGGGCAGCAGCGGCAGCACCCCCACCACCCCCGCCAUGGUGAAGAUCGUGAAAGUGCAGACCAAGGCUUACCCGGACCAGAAGCCCGGCACGAGCGGGCUGCGCAAGCGGGUCCGGGUGUUCCAGGAGAGCGCCCACUAUGCAGAGAACUUCAUCCAGAGUAUCCUGGCCACCGUGGAGCCGGCGCAGCGGCCCGAGGCCACGCUGGUGGUGGGGGGCGACGGCCGCUUCUACAUGCAGGAGGCCAUUCAGCUCAUCGUGCGCAUCGCUGCGGCCAACGGGAUUGGAAGAUUAGUGAUUGGGCAGAAUGGUAUUCUUUCCACCCCAGCUGUGUCCUGCAUCAUUAGGAAAAUCAAAGCCAUUGGCGGGAUCAUUCUGACAGCCAGCCAUAACCCCGGCGGCCCUAAUGGAGACUUCGGAAUCAAGUUCAACAUCUCCAAUGGAGGACCAGCUCCUGAAGCCAUCACAGAGAAAAUCUUCCAGAUCAGUAAGACGAUCGAAGAGUACGCGAUUUGCCCGGACUUGAAAAUCGACCUCAGCGUCCUGGGGAAGCAGCAAUUUGACUUGGAGAACAAGUUUAAACCAUUCACAGUGGAAAUCGUGGAUUCGGUGGAAGCUUAUGCCACCAUGCUGAGGAACAUCUUUGACUUCAGUGCCCUAAAGGAGCUGCUUUCAGGCCCCAACCGGCUCAAGAUCCGCAUCGAUGCCAUGCACGGAGUUGUGGGGCCGUAUGUCAAAAAGAUCCUGUGUGAAGAGCUUGGUGCCCCUGCAAAUUCAGCUGUCAACUGUGUCCCACUGGAGGACUUUGGGGGCCACCACCCUGACCCAAACUUGACCUACGCGUCUGAUCUGGUGGAGACCAUGAAGAGUGGAGAACAUGACUUUGGGGCUGCCUUUGAUGGAGAUGGGGAUCGAAACAUGAUUCUGGGGAAACACGGAUUCUUCGUUAACCCUUCGGACUCUGUGGCCGUCAUUGCUGCCAACAUCUUCAGCAUUCCUUACUUUCAGCAGACGGGGGUGCGGGGCUUUGCCCGCAGCAUGCCCACCAGUGGGGCGCUGGACCGGGUGGCCAACGCUACAAAGAUCACUUUGUAUGAAACUCCAACAGGCUGGAAGUUUUUUGGGAAUCUGAUGGAUGCAAACAAGCUGUCCCUCUGUGGGGAAGAAAGUUUCGGGACGGGCUCUGACCACAUCCGUGAGAAAGAUGGCCUGUGGGCCGUCCUGGCUUGGCUCUCCAUCAUUGCCAACCGCAAACAGAGUGUGGAGGACAUCCUGAAGGAUCAUUGGCAGAAGUUUGGGAGGAACUUUUUUACCAGGUACGAUUAUGAAGAGGUGGAGUCGGAGGGUGCCAACAAGAUGAUGAAGGACCUGGAGGCCCUCAUGUUUGAUCGCUCCUUUGUGGGCAGGCAGUUUACAGUGGGGGACAAGGUUUACACUGUGGAGAAAGCAGACAACUUUGAGUACAGUGACCCAGUUGAUGGAAGCAUUUCAAGAAACCAGGGCUUACGGAUCAUUUUUGCUGAUGGUUCUCGAAUCAUCUUCCGACUAAGCGGGACGGGCAGUGCUGGGGCCACGAUCCGACUGUACAUCGAUAGUUAUGAGAAGGACGCGCCCAAGAUCUACCAGGACCCCCAGGUCAUGUUGGCUCCCCUCAUUUCCAUCGCCCUGAAGGUCUCCCAGCUCCAGGAAAGAACCGGCCGCUCCGCACCCACCGUCAUCACAUAAGCUCCCGUCCCUAGACGCGUGGCCCACCACACCAAGGCCUCCUUCUAAGAACAAGAAAAAAUUAUGUUUUUACUCCGGCUUUUCAUUCUCAAUGUUUUCCCCCAACGUGUUAAUGUAUGUUGACAAGGUACUAGAAGCUGAGGAAAGAAUGGAGGCUGUGGUGCUACGGGAGUGAGCCCUUCCAUACCCCACCCCCUUUUGCAUCUGGCAGACGAAGCAGGGUGGUGCAUGGGAUAGAGCACUUGACUGGGAGGCAGGAAAGUCCUGAGUCUGAAUCCUACCUCUGACAUUUACUAGCUGUGUGACCCUGGACAAGUCCUUUUCUCUCUCAGGGCCUCAAGUACUGGCCUGGUCUUAAUUUGCAAAGUCCUAGGUUUGUGAUUUCCCUUAGUGAAGGGACUUUGCACACCAGGGAGGUCCUACAUGGAUGAAAUCAGUUCUUUUCUUCAUCCCAGCACAUUGUGCAUGGGAUCUGGACAGGAAAGGACCCCAGGGGAUGAUCUAGCCCAAGCCCCUUAAUAUUACAGGUGAAGAAACUGAGGCCAGGGAGAGCAGGCCUCUUGCUCAAGUCACACAGGUGCUAAGCCUCAGAGGUGGAACCUAACUCCAACCUGAUGGAUGUUUGCCUGCCUUUUGUCAUAGGACAAGAUUGGAUCGAACUCUCAGGCCCACACGACCUUCCACUGUCAGAACUCCCAAUGAGUCAGUCAUGUGGCCACUGGUGUUUCUUCCCCAAUGUGGGGAAAAUCACUUGAUUUUCAUUUCUGGUUUUUGUCUGGAAUGUAUCAUGUCGACACCAUCAUUUCAGGUGCCUUCUCCUCAAUCAGUGUUGAUUGAUUUUCACCAUGUUUCCCAUCAUUUGCUUAUACAAGUAUGGCCAGAUAUUAAACAGAAUUGGGUCACGUUG
Molecule: messenger RNA, 2739 nt
Organism: Trichosurus vulpecula (common brushtail)
Lineage: Eukaryota; Metazoa; Chordata; Mammalia; Diprotodontia; Phalangeridae
Gene: PGM1
Product: phosphoglucomutase 1
Exons: 11
Coding region: 144-1832 (562 amino acids)
Biological process (GO): carbohydrate metabolic process
Cellular component (GO): cytosol
Molecular function (GO): magnesium ion binding; phosphoglucomutase activity
Source: RefSeq, a predicted model, not a curated record